GCCAAAAUCAUCCUCCCCCCUCUCUCUCUAAAACACACACUCUCUUUCUCUCUCACACACACACAAAGAAAGAAAGAUCAAACCAUCGCUAUGAAAACAAAGAGUGAGAGAGAGAGCUAAGACCGAAAGCCGCGAACACUGUGUGUUUUUCAAGAAACCUGAACGGAAUCCGACGAGCUGUGUCUACACUUUCUGGAAAGGUAAGCACAGGAAGAAGAAACUGUUUGAUCGGAGUUUCAGGUGUUGCAUUCUAGGGCCGUCUGUGACAGUACACGGGUGUCUGUACGAAGGGGCAUGGAGCGGUACGGUCUGGGCCAGGAGGGUUUGCAAUCGGAUCCGUCCAUGGAGUGGAGAGGUCCAGGAGCCGAGACCGGGCUUGAAGAACCUAUGUGGCGGAUGGGGUUGAGCAGCGGCAGCGGUGGAGGAGGCGAUGGAGGGCAGUUUGGGUAUCCGGAACGGCCGGACGAGGCCGAUUGUAUAUAUUAUUUGAGGACCGGAUUUUGUGGGUAUGGGUCUCGGUGCCGGUUCAAUCAUCCACGUGACCGUGGCGCGAUUCUCGGAGCUGCAAGAGCUGGUGGAGAGGAGUAUCCAGAGCGAAUGGGUCAGCCUGUUUGCCAGUACUACAUGAGGACAGGAACUUGUAAAUUUGGUGCUUCCUGUAAGUACCACCAUCCCAGGCAGGGAGCUGGUGCUGUUAGCCCUGUGUCGCUAAAUUAUUAUGGAUACCCAAUGCGUCCGGGAGAAAAAGAGUGUUCAUACUAUGUAAAAACUGGACACUGUAAGUUUGGCGCAACAUGUAAAUUUCAUCACCCGCAACCAGCAAAUAUACAAGUUCCAGCACCAGCUCAAGUUGCACCUGUGCCAACGCCGGUGCCUGCACCUGCAAUAUAUCACCCGGUGCAGUCUCCAUCUGUCCCUUCAUCUCAACAGUACGGGGUAGUCGUUGCGAGGCCUUCCGUUCUGGCUGGCUCAUAUGUACAGGGUCCUUAUGGUCCUGUUUUGCUGUCCCCUGGAAUGGUUCCUAUUUCAGGAUGGAGUCCUUAUACGGCACCUGUAAGUCCGGUAGCUAUUCCCAGUACUCAACCCAUGGUUGGAUCAGGCUCAAUGUAUGGUGUCACACAAUUAUCUCCUUCUGCGCCUGCAUACACAGGGCAUUAUCAGCCCUUACCUUCUUCAGCCGGUCCUUCAAGCAGUAGCCAGAAGGAGCAUCCAUUUCCUGAAAGACCUGGCCAACCAGAAUGUCAGUAUUUCAUGAAAACUGGGGACUGUAAAUUUGGAUCCUCAUGUAGAUACCAUCAUCCACCGGAACUGUCUGCGCCAAGAGAGCUUGUUGUUCUUAGCCCCAUGGGUCUUCCUCUACGUCCGGGUGCACCACCUUGUGCUCAUUAUACACAGCGCGGAGAAUGCAAAUUUGGACCUGCAUGUAAAUUUGAUCAUCCAAUGGGAACACUUAUUUACAGUCCAUCUGCAUCUUCUCUUGCGGACAUGCCAGUUGCCCCAUACCCUGUGGGAUCUUCACUCGGUACUCUAGCCCCAUCAUCCUCGUCCUCAGAAUUGCGGCCUGAACUUAUGUCAGGAUCGGGCAAGGACUCCAGCUCGACCAGAAUGUCUUCAUCUUUGAGCACAUCUAGUGGAUCAGUUGGUUCAGUUUUUAGUGCGUCAAUUCCUUAUUCAAGCAUGCAACAGUCUAGUCAGAGUUCUGGACCUUCUGGUCAUGCAGCUGGCAGCAGCAGCAUUGAGGGCACACCUUGAGCCAGUCAGGGAUAUUAAGCCAUUCCUGUUCAUUCCUCUUUUUGGUCAAAUUCAUGAACAGAAAGGUCUUCUUUUUUUCCUUUUUCGGUAAAGUCUUAAAAUAGGAUGCCUUAGUUUCUCACCCAUCCUGCUUCCACGAUUCGGGUUUAGCACACAUAAGCUCUGAUCAUUCCUGUGUUCAUAUAAUCUUUAUAUGGCCAUCCUGUUAUAUUGAAUAAGCCAUGGCCAGCCUCUUAAAAAAGGUUUAGCAAACCCCAUACAGCUUUCCUUCUUGUUUCCAAAUAACCAUGAAAAUGGAAUCAACACUUCCAUUAGGCAAAUCCACAUCCGAGUCUCCAAUUUGGAGUUUAUUGUGUUAAUUUAUGGGUCCAAUCUUUUACGAAAAUGAAAAAGAUGACUCUUCAUGUCCUAUCAUGUUAAAGACCUUAUUUCAAUUCGGGAACAUGCUUCCAAUUCAUCCUAGAAGGAAAUUUGAAGUUAUUACUUGUUCCCCAACUUUUUUGGUUUGGGGUUUAUUGUGAAAAUAUAGACUCCAAGGAGGCAUCCCGUUGCUCCCGUAAAUGGGGAGGAUAUACAUAGUUAUGCUAUGACAAUUGAAAUGCUCGACAUCGUUAUCUAAAUUUGUUAUGAAAUACGAAUGAACAGUUGCACUAGACUGGUGGUUCUGCUCUCUUAUUGUUUCAUUAUUUAAUGGUGAUACUGAAAUUCGAUUA
Tripterygium wilfordii is the source of this 2465-nucleotide messenger RNA. RefSeq names its product zinc finger CCCH domain-containing protein 34-like. The record is from RefSeq and is a predicted model, not a curated record. Lineage: Eukaryota; Viridiplantae; Streptophyta; Magnoliopsida; Celastrales; Celastraceae. Gene Ontology annotation, molecular function: mRNA binding; metal ion binding. The transcript is spliced from 7 exons. The coding region runs from base 295 to 1752 and encodes 485 amino acids.